UCAAUGUUUGAGCCUUUUCACAGUUUCGCCAGUACUCGAUACAAACUACAGAAAGACACACGUAUUACCUAGAACGUUUGACAACGCUUUUUUCCCCCCAAAAAACAAAAUACACCCCGAAAAGCGAAGGGAACUUUAAGAGCCAAAAAAGUAUACGAUUACAGGAUGUCGGAAGCUGGAGAAAACUCUGAUGAGGAGUACUAUGCAGAGGAGUCAUUCGAGGAGGACUCGCAAUCGGAGGUGGAGGAGCAGGAGGAGGAGGAGGUGGAAGAGGUGGAGGACGAGGAAGAUGAGAACGUUGAACUGGAGAAGCCCAAUCAAAAUGGAGCUCUUCACUUGGAGGAAAGCGACACGCAGAGCGAAAGCGAUGCCGAGGCCGAGUUCAUUCGCGGAAACCCACACGCCCGCCGCCAAAUGGCCGGCCGUUCCUCCGGCGGUUUCAAUCGCGAUCGAAUGGUCUCCUACCCGAGCUCCUCCUCCGAGGACGAGAGCCAAGUGGUCAUUACCAAGACGGUGGCCGAGGUUAAUCAACUCAGUCUGCGACUGGACACGCCUCUGGAGGAUGAUGCGCCUUCGGUGCGCACUCUGAUGCCAGGCAGUGCCCAUUCCCGGACAAAGGAUGAGGUCGUUGAAGAUGACGAGGAUGCUGAAGUCGAAGAAGUCGAGGAAGUCGAAGAGGAGGAGGAAAUCCAAAGCGGCGAUGACGAUGCUCAAAGUGAUGGAACCAUGGAGUCUAACGAUGGUCGCCAAUCCGGCGAAGAAACAGAUGAGGAUGAGGGCACGGAUGUGGAAGUGGAGCAACUGGAGGAGGAUGAGCCCAUAGUCACGGCUGUGUGCAGACAGAAGGUCCAGGAGAAGAUCCCGCUGCCGCUGCAGGAGGACCUUGUCUCCCUGGUGGAUGCCAGUGACAACAGCAGCGAGCACAGUGUGGCCACCAUGUGCAUGGCUGGAGACGAAACAGACGUCACCUUGGAGGAAUCUCCUCGAUUCCAAAACCAGCGACCUGGAACAGAAACAGUGAUAGAAGAGGAGGAACCUGAGGAGGAUGUGCUGGAGGACCAUUUAAAAAAUCUCAGUGAACUUCUAAAUAAUGAGAGUCCCUCGCCAACUCAGCAACCAGAUCUGGCGAGAGUCCGGUACCUGGAGCAACAGAUGACCCAGAUGUCGGAGAUCAUUAUGAAGUCCUUUCAAAUAAAUGGAGGAACACCUAACAGCCAAGCUUUCGAGCAGCUGGCCAUGGCCAGGGAUUUGAUGCAACAGCGCAGUCUCAGGCUAGAGGAAACCGAGUCCGAGAUGGCAUCGAUGACGGAAUCGGCGAUGACCAGUGCCCGCAGCUUGGGUGGAGGAAGACCACCGAUUCGGAUGCGCAUGCAACGCUCCCAAGAGGCUUUAAUCACGACGCGACCUUCCAAGUUGAUCCGCCCCAAGUGCCGGUGUCCUUUGGAAUCGGAACUGAUUGAGCAGGAGCAGGAACUGCAGAUGAGUCAGCAGUUGGGUCAGAAGCUGGGCCAGGGUAUGGAACCGGACAUGGGUCUGGGCAUGGGCAUCGACGAGGACUACCUCGUAGACGAAUGCGGCCAGGGAGAUGGACUCAUGAGGCAUCCACAACAGCGCAGACCUACGGAAUUCAAAAGACGAGCGGCCAGCGGAACUCCCAGCAGCUUCAACAGCGAUGGAUGCGAGUACCCAAUCAAUGUGUCCCGUUCACGAUGCUCCACCGACAAGGUCAACUACAAAAACCUGGGCCGCAAGAGCUUUAGUUUUACGAAUCCCCAAGUACGUGAGAUCGAGCGCCAGAAUCAAAUCCUCCUCCGAAAGAUGAUGACUGUGAAGCCCACGGCCACGAUUAAGGCAAGCACCAGUAGUCUUAAAAUCGGCGGACCUGAGAAGCAGCGUCAGCCACCGCCGGCACCACGGCUCUCCAGUGCUGCCGUCAACCGGAAGAAGUUCCAGCGCCAGAUCGAUCUGGAUAACGAUCUGCUCAAGCGGAAACUGGAGGCCAUCGGCACCCGGCGCCCGCAAUUCAAAUGACCCCUCCACGGGCAGCUCCAACUGUGUUCAUUAUGUGUUUAGAAGUGUUUAAUGCGAAUUUACAAAAUUAAAAUUUAUUGCAAGUUGAGAAAUGUAA
Molecule: messenger RNA, 2128 nt
Organism: Drosophila subpulchrella
Lineage: Eukaryota; Metazoa; Arthropoda; Insecta; Diptera; Drosophilidae
Product: protein hemingway
Exons: 5
Coding region: 166-2031 (621 amino acids)
Biological process (GO): spermatogenesis
Source: RefSeq, a predicted model, not a curated record